AUGAUGCAUUCAAAUCAGCAGAUGCCUAAUGGCGGAUAUAGAACCGUAUCGACUACUUCAAAUUUAUCAUUGAACUCGUCAACAACAAGCAUUACGAGAGUUGCACUGGGACCAAUACAAAUGUUGAAUUUGAACAAGCAGUCAUCGGCUAAAGAUCAUUUGCAUUUUCAGUGCCUAGAGUUGAAACAGAGAUUAUCAAGUAUAGAGGGAAUGGCUCCUUUUAUGCGACUGGCUUAUGUUGCCGCUGAACAGUGUGCUGAACAGCAGGCGUUGGUGUUGUCCCAACAGUUACAACAAGAUAAGGGUAUUUCAGAUUUCAGGGCAUCAGUGGGCUCUACGGGCUUUUCUAUACAUUCUGACUCAUCGUCAUUAAAUUCGUCUGUUACGAGACCAUCUAAUAACAGUAUAUUUACGUUUACUGCAGGAGUUUUGCCUGCUAAUAUUAGCGUGGAUCCAGUGACUCUUCUUUGGAAGUUAUUUCAACAAGGAGCUCCUUUGUGUUUGGUUUUCAAUUCAGUCGUUUCUGGACAUCAGAUUCCUAUAAUAGGGAGUGACGAUAUGAGAGUUUGUAAAAAAUCAGUUUAUGAUUUUUUAAUUGCCGUGAAGACCCAUCUAGAAUUCGACGAUGAAUCAAUGAUCACUAUUUCCAAUGUGUUUCUGGAAAGCACUCACGAUCUUAUAAAGGUUAUUGCAGUUAUUAAGAAAAUUAUAGAUUUAAAGCCCUCUCUGGUCCUGUCUGCGACUGAAGUUGAAAAACUAAACAUGGCCGAUUUAUCCAUAUCUGAUGAUAGAUCAAAGGUCUUCAAUGAAAUCAUCACUACUGAAAGAAAAUAUGUGCAAGAUUUGGAGUUAAUGUUGAAAUAUAAAUCAGAGUUACAAAAUGCUGAACUUAUUUCGAAUGAACAAGUCCAUAUAUUGUUUCCUAAUUUAAACGAGAUAGUUGAUUUUCAAAGGAGAUUCUUGAAUGGUCUAGAGUCUAAUAUUAACAUUCCUACGAAGUACCAAAGAAUUGGUUCAACAUUUUUACAUGCGUCAAGUGGCCCGUUUAAAGCUUAUGAGCCUUGGACUGUGGGUCAGUUAGGAGCGAUAGAUCUUAUUAAUAAAGAAGCUAACAAUUUGAGAAAGUCUUCGAACCUUUUGGAUCCCGGCUUUGAGUUGCAGUCAUAUAUCAUUAAACCUAUACAAAGAUUAUGCAAAUAUCCUUUAUUACUCAAAGAGUUGAUCAAGGCUUCGCCAGAGUUCAAUGAUGAAUCGUUUACACCCACUCUUUCUCAAAAUGAACUAUUAUUGGCUGAAACAGCCAUGAAGGAAGUUGCCAACCAAGUUAAUGAGGCACAAAGAAGGGCCGAAAAUCUCGGAUAUGCCCAAAGUUUACUGGAACGCGUUAGUAAUUGGCGAGGAUUUAACCUAAAAGAUCAAGGCGAAUUACUUCAUCAUGGUGUUGUUGGUGUUCGGGACGUAGAUAGCGAAAAGGAUUAUGUUGCGUAUCUUUUCGAGAGAAUUAUUUUCUUUUUCAUUGAAGCUAACAAAGAUACAGGUAAAGAGAAGGAAAAGAAGAAAAGAGAGAUAUUAUCCUCUAGAAAGAAGUCAUCUUCUGUCGCAUCUGCAUCUACUGCAAAUUUACUAGAAUCAUUAGGUAAGGCGAAAGAUAAAUCACAAUUAGAGUUAAAGGGCAGGGUGUAUAUUCUGGAAAUUUACAACGUGAGUUCCUCAAAUCAAAAUGGAUAUAUGCUCAUAAUAUCAUGGUCGGGGAAGAAGGAAAGUGGCUCAUUUACUCUAAGGUACAGAACAGAAGAGACUAGAAAUCAGUGGGAAAAUAGCUUAAGACAGCAGAAAUCAUCUGAAAUGAGCAGUCAAAUUAAUAAAAAAGUGAGAGACUCGCAAGGCUCCCAAUUAACAAAUGAUUCGGGAAUUUAUGAUAUGGCUGCUGCAUAUGCUAACCCUUCUCCAGUGUCUACUACAAAUGGAGCAGGCAUAAUUGACAACAACUCGAUCAGAUCGUCAAAUGGAUCGUCUUACCAUCGACAUCAUUCAUCAUCCUCGACUUUUAGUAUGAUGAGGAAUUCUAAGUCCAAAUCUAGUACGGAACCAUCUAGAAUGUCUUCUACGGGAUUGAAUGUUAUAAGUAGUAGCAGUGAUUCCUCAUUUCAAACAAAUGUUGAAAUAAAGCUUUUAUACAAUAGACUAGAAAUCCCUGAUGUUCUAGUGGUUCCAUCUGCCAUACACUUUACAGAUUUACACCUGAAGAUUUCAUCAAAAAUUGCAGCAAGUAAUCGAGUGAAUGAUGACAUAAUGGUGAACAAGUUGAAGUAUAAAGAUGAGGACGGCGAUUUCGUUGUUAUGGAUUCUCAUGACGACUGGAUUUUAGCCAUUGACAUGCUUGAGGAGUAUGUGAAGGAUACUCGAGCAAACCGCAGAUCCUUAACAAUAUGGGUAUCUUAA
This is a messenger RNA of Priceomyces carsonii, 2442 nucleotides long. RefSeq names its product Rho family guanine nucleotide exchange factor (gene CDC24). The record is from RefSeq and is a predicted model, not a curated record. Lineage: Eukaryota; Fungi; Ascomycota; Pichiomycetes; Serinales; Debaryomycetaceae. Gene Ontology annotation, biological process: establishment of cell polarity; septin ring organization; intracellular signal transduction. Gene Ontology annotation, cellular component: cytoplasm; mating projection tip; nucleus. The transcript has a single exon. The coding region runs from base 1 to 2442 and encodes 813 amino acids. Gene Ontology annotation, molecular function: guanyl-nucleotide exchange factor activity; protein binding.